Messenger RNA from Linnemannia hyalina, 666 nucleotides. The record is from the annotation of a GenBank genome assembly. Lineage: Eukaryota; Fungi; Mortierellomycota; Mortierellomycetes; Mortierellales; Mortierellaceae.
AUGCAACGCCAAACAGAAGACAACGACCAACAACAUACACCAAGACGCGCUCACCACCCACAGCAACAUGACCAGAACGAACAAGACCACCUCCAACAAUUGAUGCAAAACCGCCGUCGCCAAAAGACACUCUCCUCCAUCUCCAAUUUUGUCCCCCUCCAUAUCCUCCUCAGUCAACCCCGCGGUGUAUCUCUCUCCUUGACGGUUCCCAAGUCGUUUACGAUCGAGCAAUUGGCACGACAGAUCGAGGCCGAGUACGCGUAUAUGGUCGAGCGCGAGGUUGGGCAUUCACGGUACCCUGUCAUCGAGUGCGGUGCCUUGUUUGAUCAUGUCGAGCUGCCGCCUAGGAGGAGGAGGGGGACUGGAAGGACCAGCGGGAGGUAUGACCAUGGAAGCCUGUCGCAGGAUUAUGAAGAUGAGGACGAUGAAGAGGACGAGGAGGAGUGUGUGGAUGAGAGGGACGAGGCCGAGUCGCGAGGUGUCCAGUUGCGGUUCUCGGAUCGCGUAGAGGAUGUGCUGGAAAGAGGCAGUACCGUCCACGUUGUCAAUAUCGAUCAAGUUGUCGGGAUCUGGGCGCAAGAGGGACAGACUGUGGCACAUAAGAAGAUGAUGGGAAACGGAGAUGGAUUAGUGGAGGGUUCAUUCAAGGAUAUGCUGUACGACUGA